Molecule: messenger RNA, 1304 nt
Organism: Oppiella nova
Lineage: Eukaryota; Metazoa; Arthropoda; Arachnida; Sarcoptiformes; Oppiidae
Source: the annotation of a GenBank genome assembly
AUGACUUACGCCGAGAGGGUGAUUACCAUUAGGGUAGAUCCUCGUCCCCUCCAGGAGGGUGGUGCCCACAUUGCACUCGUCUAUAAGCCUGGCUACAUUUGGCGCCAAUUCAUCGAUAUCCCGGCUAAUGUCACCUCAAUGGUGGUGCGCGUGAAGAACUACGAGCCCAUGGAUUUAAAGUGCAUUUUGCAGGCCUUACAGGUCUUACAACACAAUACAUUCAAAAUUCAUACAAUGGAUGAGAGAUUUGCACUGAAAGCUCAAACUCAUGCCAAAUAUGCGUUCCGUUUACACGGCUCGCGAACACUGGAAGUGUGUUUCGGACAGACGUUUGAAUCGUUACACAAUUCUCGACUCAAAUUAAGCGUUAAAUUCUAUGGACUCCAGCCCUCACCCAAGGCAUACACAAUGCUUUCAAGCGAAAUGAUCGCCAGAAUUGAUAUUCAAAGUAAUUUCGAUGUCGAGAAAGUUAACCCUCAGAUUAUCCUAGACCAUUUUGUACAAUCACUAAUAGCUUUAUACGAGUAUCGCAAACUUGACCACUGGAUUAUGACCAGACCACCUUCCCAUAGAUUAUCAGACCCCGAUAUUNUAUUGGCGCGAAUGCGGGCACUGGACUCGGACUCCCGGCGCUCGCAGCACUUGUAUCGACAGAUAUGUUUGGCUAACAAAGUGCUAGAUUUGUGUAAAAUUCACGAUUUGAUGGCAUCUCAUGUGAUCCUAAGAGCAGAGGAGGAACCGGAUGAUGACAACCGACAGGCGCUCAAAGAUUGGGAAACAAAGAAGUCUACCGUUUUGGAGGUACUGGUGCUGAAAGGAGUGGCCAUCUGUGAUCUCAUCGAUGAGCAUAAAAACAACACUCCCGUGACUAGUGAUGAGGUCAUGCCUGUGCCCAGUGUUGAUGAUACCGGUGCUGCCGGUACUACGCCUACCAUUUCGGAUGCGGAUCACGUGUAUCGAGAUAUUUGCAAACUAGUGGACGAUCCGUACGGCUAUGAGGUCCACAAGUUUACGGAAAGGCAUGCCUUAUUGCACGGGUAUUACGGCCGGGCACUCAAACUCUACUCAAAACAAUUUGAUUCGCUUGUGUGCGAUAAACAACAAGUGUAUCGUAAGAUGAUCGAGGUAUUUAAGAGCUUAAAGUGGACUCACGCUGAAAAUCAAUUCAAUCGCAAUUAUUUCGCUAUGUUUCCCAACGAUUAUCGACUAUUUUGACCUAGUAUCAUUCAUUCACUUUGCUUAUAAUUGUAUCAACGUAAUUAUUUUUCUAGAAAUAAGUUAUUAUGAAUUCCAUAUACUCGUGC